AAAAAUGGAAAGAAAAAGUAAGAGGAGGAUGUGGAUGAGACAGAAAGCUAGCGAAUCAUUUUGGACCGUUCAGCCAAUGGGACUUCCUUUUUCUCUUCAAAUGGCGGUGACUCUUUUUCUCCUCUGACUUCUGAUUCGUGAUUCCCCACCUUUCACUACACUUCCCACCGCCAAACACUUCUAGAUUUUCCGGCGCCGAUGACGGUCAGCAUGCUGGGCGGCGAUAGGAGGACCGGUGUGGAGGACGAGUACAUCCGGAGACACCACAGACAUGAGGUCAGAGACAACCAGUGUAGCUCCUCGCUCGUUAAGCACAUCAGAGCUCCGGUUCAUCUCGUAUGGUCGUUGGUGAGGAGGUUUGAUCAACCACAAAGGUAUAAACCAUUUGUGAGCAGGUGCAUCGUGGAGGGAGACCUUGAAAUUGGAAGUGUUAGAGAAGUUAAUGUUAGGUCAGGACUUCCGGCAACCACAAGCAAGGAGAGACUAGAGCUCCUAGAUGAUAAUAAACAUAUCUUUAGCAUGAGGAUUGUUGGUGGCGAUCACAGGCUAAGGAAUUACUCAUCAAUAAUCACCGUUCAUCCAGAGGUCAUCGACAGCAGACCUGGGACAUUGGUUAUUGAGUCAUUUGUCGUGGACGUUCCUGAUGGUAACACUCAGGAUGAAACGUGCUACUUUGUGGAGGCUCUGAUCAAGUGCAACCUCAAGUCUCUGGCUGAGGUCUCGGAACGACUGGCAGUGCAGGGCCAUACAGAGCCCAUUGACAGAAUCUGAAUCCCUGGUGGUUUGGAUUUGGAGCUUUGGACAAUAAGUUAAUGUGGAUUGGGCAUGCAUACAAUGAUUUCCAAUAGAAGGCGAGUAGAGUGACCGGUACUUAGCCAGUCCUUCUCAAUCUCAAAAGUAUAUAUUGUUAUACAUCAUUGUAAUUAUGUUAAGUCAGAGGCUGUUGCAUAUUCACGGUCUAUUUUCCAUUGUCAUGUGUAUUACAUAAUGAGCUGAACAUAAGGUUGUUGCCAGUGUGUAAGCUUGGUUGUAAAUGUUUGUGCUUGAAGAUGUGUACUUUGUAGCUUGCUGUUAUCAGAGAUUGCUUGGUGAAGACACAUUUUUGUCUGUAUAUGGGUUUUUGUAUUUUGGUGUGCCAGUGUUAGAUUAAGGUUACAUUGACUUUAAUUCAUUGUU
Messenger RNA from Ipomoea nil (Japanese morning glory), 1176 nucleotides. RefSeq names its product abscisic acid receptor PYL8-like. The transcript has 3 exons. The coding region runs from base 199 to 771 and encodes 190 amino acids. The record is from RefSeq and is a predicted model, not a curated record. Gene Ontology annotation, molecular function: signaling receptor activity; abscisic acid binding; protein phosphatase inhibitor activity. Lineage: Eukaryota; Viridiplantae; Streptophyta; Magnoliopsida; Solanales; Convolvulaceae. Gene Ontology annotation, cellular component: cytoplasm; nucleus. Gene Ontology annotation, biological process: abscisic acid-activated signaling pathway.